Messenger RNA from Dentiscutata erythropus, 534 nucleotides. Lineage: Eukaryota; Fungi; Glomeromycota; Glomeromycetes; Diversisporales; Gigasporaceae. The record is from the annotation of a GenBank genome assembly.
AUGCUUAUCGUGUUAACAAUCAUUCUUGGGGAAGUUGAAGCUAUGGAAGAGGCCUGGAGUUACCAACCGGCUUCUCCAAGAGGAGAAGGAUUGCACACACAAGGGCAUCACCAAAUGGAAACGAAUCGUCAUGGGUGUUGUAAACAACCAGUUCCAUGCUCCCAAAGAAGAGGCAUUACUAGCCAGCUUCUCCGAAUGGAGAAGGGCUACAUACACGAGGGCGUCACCAAGGAAACGAAUCGUCGUGGGUGUUGUAAACAGCCAACUCAAAGAAGAGGCAUUACCAACCAGCUUCUCCAAAAGGAGAAGAGCUAUAUACACGAGAGCGUCACCAAGGAAACGAAUCAUCCUUCUCCAAGAGGAGAAGGAUUGUACACACAAGGGCAUCACCAAAUGGAAACAAAUCGUCAUGGGUGCUAUAAACAACUAGUUCCAUGCUCCAAAGAAGAGAUGUUACUAGCUAGCUUCUCCAAAUGGAGAAGGGCUACACAACGAGGGCGUCACCAAGGAAACGAAUCAUCGUGGGUAUUGUAA